AUGUUGCCGCCACUUGGGCAGCUACCAUUUCUGAAGAAGCUUAAAAUUUCAGGAUUUGAUGAAUUGGUGAAAGUAAGCAAUGAGUUUUAUUGUGGUGGUUGUUCAGUGCCAACUAGGCCAUUUAGAUGUUUAGAAUCGUUAUAUAUUUAUGAUAUGAAAAAGUGGGAGGAGUGGUCAUUCUUUGAAGAGGAUGGAGAUGGCGCUUUUCCUAAGCUUGUGAUAUUUAAUUUGGAAAAUUGUCCAAUAUUAAAUGCACGUAUAUGCUUUCCCAUUACAAUAGAAGAAGUCAAAAUACGUGGAUGCAGAAAAUUUGAGUUUUCUACAAAGCAGCAGGAACAGCACGCUCAUCUAAGAAAUCUUGGAGGAUUACAUAUCCAAGCAUAUGAGGAUGCUUGUAUUGCGUUAGACUACAUCACAAUGGUUACAAGUUUUAUUCUGGAAGAUUGUUGGAAUCUGAAGUCCCUCACAUAUUUGCAGCAACCUGCUGCGACCCUUUCUCUGAAAACGUUGAAACUAAUAUUGUGCGUAAAGUUGGAGUCAUUUCCCAGAGGAGGAGUGCAUGCCCCAUGCCUGGAAGAGUUAGAGAUUUUAUAUUGCUGCAAGUUGAAAUCACUGCCAGAGAACAUGCAAACCCUUCUUCCAUCUCUGCAUAUAUUGGAUAUAAAAGGAUGUCCAGAAGUAGAGUCAUUUCCAGAAUGCCCAAUGCCCUCCAAUUUACAACGACUUCAAAUUUACGAAUGUGAUAAGUUGUUGGCAAGCCGUAGGCACUGGGAUCUACAAACACUCACUUCUCUUUCAAUCGGAGACAUUGAUGAACUAGUGUUGGAUUCAUUUCCAGAGGAGGGGUUGUUGCCCGACACUCUCAUUAACCUCUCCAUCGUCUCGCUUCCACUCCUUGAAGCCCUCAAUGGCAAGGCCUUGCGACACCUCUCCUCACUUGAACAAUUGGAGAUUUCAUUAUGCGAUGAGCUGAAGUGCUUGCCAGAAGAAGGGCUGCCCACCUCUCUUUCUGUGUUGGAUAUCAAUGAAUGUCCUUUACUAGAACAGCGGUGCCAAAGAGAGACAGGAGAAGACUGGCCCAAGAUUGCCCACAUCCGUCACAUAAAAAUCGACCAGCAGGACAUAUGA
Ziziphus jujuba (common jujube) is the source of this 1128-nucleotide messenger RNA. RefSeq names its product putative disease resistance protein At3g14460. Lineage: Eukaryota; Viridiplantae; Streptophyta; Magnoliopsida; Rosales; Rhamnaceae. The record is from RefSeq and is a predicted model, not a curated record. The transcript has a single exon. Bases 1 to 1128 code for a protein of 375 amino acids.